Recurvomyces mirabilis is the source of this 2205-nucleotide messenger RNA. RefSeq lists its product as uncharacterized. The coding region runs from base 1 to 2205 and encodes 734 amino acids. The transcript is spliced from 3 exons. NCBI's taxonomy places the organism in Eukaryota, Fungi, Ascomycota, Dothideomycetes, Mycosphaerellales, Teratosphaeriaceae. The record is from RefSeq and is a predicted model, not a curated record.
AUGCUCAGGGACGUCUCGGCAGCAGCGACAAUGGGCACUGGAGUCGCAUCUCUGAUUAUUGAAGGUCUCAGUACUGGUGGACUAUCUUACUGGGGCGUAUUGGGGUCUGCGACCAUCGGAAUGGGUGUCUUUGGCCAGGUACUGCUGGGCGCUGUAUACGGUGCUGCGAUGGUGUUACUGCACGUGGCUAUGUACGCCUCUUUGUUACUGCUGGUCCAACAGCACGACGCACUCACCUCGAGCUUUGGGCCGCUCUACGCUGCUAUUUGCUCACAAUUGAUUGUCAAUCUCUCGACCAGCCGAAUAUGGUUCGCAACGGUAUGCGCCGCUUCUACGUUUGUCUUCCUCGGUGAUACUGGAGCUUCGACAAGUAUGUCGCAUACGAAGCCAAGGAUGGUGAGGUUGCUCGUACUGAUUGCCGCCAUCUCCUUCGUCGCUCUUGCCAUCCUAUCGUGGCGGCAGCCCCUGCAUAUACCACGAUUUACGACUGGUCCCAGCGGCACAGCAGCGCCUUUGCUCGACACUAGCUUGUCCGCAGCUCCAGAUGAGGAGUACGGCCCACUGAGGUACUCGAACAGCCAUGUGCAUCCUGUGGACCAGCUAGUGCGUGAUGCGGAAGCUUCGUUCAUGUCGACACUGCAAAGGCAGUCGCAGACUUUGGAGGCAGCCGUGGUAGAGUACAAGCGGCGCUACGCACUGCCACCCCCUCCCAACUUCGACAAGUGGUUUGAUUUCGCCAAGCGGAAAGGUGUGCAGCUCAUUGACGAGUACGAUACCAUCUACCACUCCCUCCUUCCUUUCUGGGCACUGCCACCCGCGACGAUAAGAGCAAGGGUCAGAGAAGCUUUGGGAUUUGGUGGAAACAACUUGAUGGGCGUGUUGAUACGAAACGGAAAAGCAGUACACGUCGAGGCUGGGCCAGAGUGGAUGCAGGCCGCUGUCGUGGGCAUGAUGGAGCAGUUUGUAGAGUUCCUGCCGGACGUGGAUCUGGCGUUUAACGUGCACGAUGAGCCGAGAGUGGUUGUGCCGCACGAUGAGCUCUCGCGCUUGGUGAGGAUCGCUGUCAACCAAAGUCUACCGGCAGCACUGGCGCACGCGGCACCGAGGAAUGCUUUCUCGCCUCGACCAGACGACGUGAAGAACAGCAAGCGUAUCGCCGAGGUCAAGACAACCCGCUUCAACGUCUUUGCGCAUCAGCCGACGUGGAUACCGUCGCGCAUGUCGUGCUCGUCAGACAGUCCGGCUCGCUCACUCGAUGAUAAUACAUCCGAUAACCUGACAGCCUAUGCCCUGGACGACCUAGGCUUUGUCUACAACCACACUGCCUUCUCCGACAUCUGCAACUCACCCUCCUUCGGCUCCUCACACGGCUUUUUCGACCGCCCAAAUGCCUUCAACGUCAUCCACGAGCUCUUUCCUAUCUUCAGCCAGAGCAAGAUGAGUAGCUUCCAAGAUAUUCUAUAUCCUUCACCAUGGUACUGGUACGGGAAGGUGUCGUACGACAGUAAACAGGAUUACGACUGGAAAGCUAAGAUCAACAGUCUUUGGUGGCGGGGCAGCACCACGGGUGGUUUCAGCCGUGAUGGUGGAUGGAGAAGACAGCAUCGACAGAAGAUGGUUGGAAAGUUGAAUGCGCUUGAUCAGGCAAUGGUGCUGGGCGAUGUGAAGAAGACGCCGGAGGAUCUCCCGGAGUGGACGACGAAGAGUGUAUCACGACAGGAGUAUAAGGACAUCAUCGAUGUCCAUUUCUCUCACGUUGGCCAAUGCGAUCCGGGAGACUGCGACGCUCAGCGCGAAUUCUUCGACGUCAAACCGCCAGUGGAUCAGCAGGAUGCGUGGAAGUACCGAUUUCUACUCGACGUUGACGGCAAUGCGUUUUCAGGACGCUUCUACGCUUUCCUGAAAUCACAUAGUCUGACUUUCAAGAUGGCUGUGUUCAGAGAGUGGCAUGAAGAGUGGAUCAUGCCUUGGGUGCAUUACAUCCCGUUGAGUCUCAAAGGCGAAGAGGUGCUGGAGACGGUGAGAUAUCUGAGUGCUGAGAGCGAGGGAAAGAGUCAGGCUAUUCGAAUGGCGGAGGGGAGUCGUGAAUGGGCUGGGAAGGUGUUGAGGAAUGAGGAUUUUGAGGUGUGGUUCUUCAGGCUGUUGCUUGAGUACGGUCGAAUUGUAGAUGAUAAUCGGGAGACUAUCGGCUUUGCCGGCUCGUAG